GUUAUGCAGGCGGCAGGUAUUCGUCAAGACUGCAGAUGGAAGUAGCGUUUAUUAUCACGCAAUAAAGCGGAAGGAAAAAGCAUUUCUGGAGAUGAUGGACGGGCCCGGAUUAGGAUAUUCAUAUCAUCUCCCAUCAGCUGGUUGGAAUCUCAAAGUCAGAAACGCAUUGUCGCAAUUCAGUGAUCUUUUCAGCGAAUUUAACAAAUAUAUCGCACCGGCUUAUCAUCAUGACCGUUGCGAAAGAUCCGUACAGAUGCGUUUAUAUUCGAUGCACAAGAGGGAGUUCGUCAUGGUGUUUGUUGCCUUUUUUGCGUGUUUUGGAUUAGCAGUUUUUAUCGGUCUUGCUGGGCCGCCUAUAACGUCAACCAGCGAACAGAAGGCUCAUUUGAAUGGUAGCGAAAUGGCCACUGGUCCAUUCAUCAUGAAGACACCUCUGUUGUCUACGUACAGCCAACAAUUAUGGGUGAUUGCCAAGCUAUCGACAUCGAAUACUGAUGAUGAGAGAUAUGACAAAGGAUUCCAAGUUAGCGUUUCCAUAGAUGGUAUCACUGCAGAUCGCAAGCUCGUAUCCGUACUAUCCCCAGAAGCUGGACAUAAUCGAACUAGACAUUUGAAAUGCGAGAGGCAAUCUUGCGAAGAACUUGUUGUUGCUCACCUCGGAUUCCUCGAUUAUAGUUACUACAUAAUCACUGUCCGCUUCCAUGGACUUGAGAGCUUCCACCAGCGAUACACGAUACGAGAACUCACAUUCUACUUUAAGAACUACAAUCCAGCGUUCACGCAGAUCGAAAUCUGGUUCCGACUAAUCUUUUUACUGACAACGUUCGGAGUAAUGUGCUGGUUUGGCCAUUCGCUUAGAAAGUAUCCGCUGCAUGAUUGGUCGAUAGAACAAAAGUGGAUCUCUAUACUUCUUCCAUUACUGAUUCUGUACAAUAAUCCGCUGUUUCCCAUGACUUUCUUGGUGAAUUCCUGGGUACCUGGUAUGUUGGAUGCGAUCCUACAAACGACAUUUCUAUGCGCCAUCCUCAUGUUCUGGCUCUGUGUCUAUCAUGGCCUUAGACAGAACGAGAGACGACUUAUCACAUUUUACCUACCCAAGCUUUUAGUAGUGGGUAUGUUGUGGGGUGCGGCAUUGACCCUUGCUACAUGGCUUCGUUGCACUGAGCUGGAGGAUCCCACAUAUAAUUAUGUUCUCGAUACAUCGAAUUAUUACGGCUUCAAAGUAUUUUUCUUCACGGUGGGUGGCUUCUACAUCGCAUAUCUACUGCUUCUUAUAUUAAAAGCUUACAGCGAACUACGAUCCAUGCCAUAUUUUGAUUUACGUCUGCGGUUUUUGACAUUGCUUGCCGCGGUGGUCGCCGGCGUUUGUAGUUUAGUCACCGCACGUCAAUUCGGAGCUGGUGUGUUGGAGGACAGCUUUGCUUCUCGCCUUUCGACUUAUUACCGCACAUCCGCGCAGUUCAUGGCUCUUUACGGUCUCCUCAAUUUUUAUUUGUAUACCAUGGCAUAUGUUUACGCACCUGCGCUCCAGCAGGUCUAUGGACAACAUUCAUCGAUAACGAAAGAUAGCCCUGCGUUUUCAAUGUUCAACGAUUCAGAGGAGGAAGUAAUAUACGGAUCAGAUGAGGACAGCCGACGUCCAUUAACUCGUGCCCCGCGAAAUGCAGAGGAUAGUGACUGAAGGCCUUAAAGAAGAUUUCAUGUCUUAAUUGAAAGAUAGAUGGAUUUUCAUUAAAUGAAAAAGAAGGUUUUCGAUUCUUGUUUCGAUUCCGAUUCGCAGUCAUACUGCCGUCACAUUAAAAAUCGAGAAAAGUCAAACUGAAAGAUGUAAUUUGUUGAAAAAUCAAAUAUUAAUUUUAAAGAAAGACUUCGUGUCUCGUUUAGGGAAUAAAGAAAGUUGCAUAUUGUAUAUAAAACUUGAAUAUAUACUAAUAAUGUGAAUUUAUGUAUUGUAUUGUGCAUAGAAGAAUAUAAGAAUCGAUCGAAAGGAAGAGAUAUGGAAUGCUAGAAAUAGAUAAAAAA
This is a messenger RNA of Pogonomyrmex barbatus (red harvester ant), 2022 nucleotides long. RefSeq names its product transmembrane protein 181. Gene Ontology annotation, molecular function: toxic substance binding. NCBI's taxonomy places the organism in Eukaryota, Metazoa, Arthropoda, Insecta, Hymenoptera, Formicidae. The record is from RefSeq and is a predicted model, not a curated record.